GCAGAACUUGCAAAAAAAGUGGCUAACAGACAGCUGAGUUAUCGCUUUGUGCGCCAAUGACCUGCAAUUUGUAGUGUUAUUUAUAAAUGCCACGUUGUCGCUUUAAUUAUGCAAAACAACAGGUGCAUUUUUAAUGGGCAGGACAUGCAGUGACAAGCUUGUUAUUUAUUUUUCUGCACAGUUUAGUUUUGCCUGCGAUUGAGCAAUGAGGCUUUUGCCCAAGCUGGGACGCAAAUUUCGUCGCUGGAAGAAGUUUAAGAAGUCCCCCUUGCUGAGGAAACUUGAUUUGCUACACGAAACCGCUCGCAAGCGUGCCUUCUUGGAAACCUCGCAGGAUUACAUAAGUCGACUGCAAGCCGAAUGCGAUGAAAAUGUGGUCACAAAAUUGCGUGGCAAAACCCGUGACCAAUUCCUCUACAAUGGCACUUUCCAUGAGGCUGUGGGCAAGGUGCUACUCACCGCCCAAUUCUUUGCCAUGAUGCCGGUCCGAGGCGUCACAGCGAAGCAUCCCAGCAGCCUGAGCUUCUCCUGGCUGCAUGUGCGCACCUGCUGCUGCCUGUUGUUUAUCACCUCCACCCUCAUCGAUCUGACCUUGACCAUCUUCAAGGUGUUGGAUGGACCCAUUAGCUUUAACAACAUUAAGCCCAUCAUCUUCAGAGGCUGCAUUCUGUUGGUCUGCAUGACAGCUCUCAAUUUGGCACGCAAGUGGCCCGAAUUGAUGAUGCACUGGCACGACAUCGAACAGGAUUUGCCGCAGUAUCAGACGCAGAAGGAAAAGUGGCGUAUGGCGCAUACGAUACACAUGGUCAUGCUGGUGGGCAUGAUGCUGUCCUUUGCGGAGCACUUGCUCAGCAUGAUUUCGGCCAUCAACUACGCCUCGGUUUGCAAUGUCACCGAUGAUCCCCUUCGGAAUUUCUUUAUGCUUACCAACGAUGAGAUCUUUUACUUCAUGGGCUACUCGCCGCCCUUGGCGUUGUGGGGCAAACUGCAGAAUGUCUACUCUACGUUCAUCUGGAACUAUAUGGAUGUGUUUGUAAUGAUUGUCAGCGUUGGUUUGGCAGCCAAGUUUCGUCAGCUCAACGACAAUUUACUAAAGUUCAAAGGAAUGCACAUGCCACCUUCAUAUUGGUCGGAGAGACGCAUACAAUAUCGUAACAUUUGCGGCUUGUGUGGUAAAAUGGACAAUGCCAUAUCGUUGAUUACCAUGGUCUCCUUUUCCAACAAUCUCUAUUUUAUAUGUGUUCAACUGUUGCGCAGUUUGAAUCAAAUGCCUUCGGUGACUCACGCUGUUUACUUUUACUUCUCGCUCAUAUUCCUGAUUGGACGCACGCUGGCAGUGUCCUUAUACGCAGCCAGCGUGCACGAUGAGUCGCGUUAUUCACUGCGCUAUUUGCGCUGUGUGCCCAAGGAUUCAUGGUGCUCCGAGACAAAGCGUUUUGCUGAUGAAAUCACCAGUGAUUUAGUGGCACUAAGUGGCAUGAAGUUCUUUCAUCUGACCAGGAAAUUAGUGUUGAGUGUAGCUGGCACUAUAGUCACCUAUGAGUUGGUGUUGAUACAAUUCCACGAGGAUCAGAAUCUCUGGGAUUGCGAUCAAAGUAAUUACUCGUAAUCGAUUUUUGUUUUGCA
Messenger RNA from Drosophila albomicans, 1626 nucleotides. RefSeq names its product gustatory receptor for sugar taste 64f (gene Gr64f). Gene Ontology annotation, molecular function: sweet taste receptor activity. NCBI's taxonomy places the organism in Eukaryota, Metazoa, Arthropoda, Insecta, Diptera, Drosophilidae. Gene Ontology annotation, biological process: sensory perception of sweet taste; detection of chemical stimulus involved in sensory perception of taste. Gene Ontology annotation, cellular component: membrane. Bases 206 to 1609 code for a protein of 467 amino acids. The transcript has 7 exons. The record is from RefSeq and is a predicted model, not a curated record.